GCGGCGGCGGAGGAGGAGCAGUACCCGGCGGCAGCUGGCAGCCUCGGCAGCCCGGCUCGGCUUCCCUUCGCCCUCCGAGGCUCCGCAGCCACCGCGGGCGCCCGACCCCGCGUCCCGCCCGGGGCAUGGCCCGGCGCCUGGCCCCCGCGCGCCCCGCUUGCUGAGCCGCGCCGUAGGAGGUGCGGAGGCCGGGAGGCCGGGGGAGGCCGGUGGGAGAACAGAGUCGAGAGCCUCGCGAGCCGAGAAAGGAGCCCGCGCCCCGCGCCCCGUCCCUGCCGCGCUCGCCCGGGCCGCCCGGAGCCCCGAUGAGCCCAGAUGGCCGGGGCUCAGCCCGGAGUGCAUGCUUUGCAACUCAAGCCCGUGUGCGUGUCCGACAGCCUCAAGAAGGGCACCAAAUUCGUCAAGUGGGAUGAUGACUCCGCUAUUGUGACUCCAAUUAUUUUGAGGACUGACCCUCAGGGAUUUUUCUUUUACUGGACCGAUCAAAAUAAGGAGACGGAGCUGUUAGAUCUCAGCCUUGUCAAGGAUGCCAGAUGUGGGAAGCAUGCCAAAGCUCCCAAGGACCCCAAAUUACGUGAACUUUUGGAUGUGGGGAACAUCGGGCGCCUGGAGCAUCGCAUGAUAACGGUGGUAUAUGGGCCUGACUUGGUUAACAUCUCCCAUUUGAAUCUCGUGGCUUUCCAAGAAGAAGUGGCCAAGGAAUGGACAAAUGAGGUUUUCAGUUUGGCAACAAACCUGCUGGCCCAAAACAUGUCAAGAGAUGCAUUUCUGGAAAAAGCCUAUACUAAGCUUAAGCUGCAAGUCACUCCAGAAGGGCGCAUUCCUCUCAAAAACAUAUACCGCUUGUUCUCAGCAGACCGGAAGCGAGUUGAAACUGCUUUAGAGGCUUGUAGUCUUCCAUCUUCAAGGAACGAUUCAAUACCUCAAGAAGAUUUCACUCCAGAAGUGUACAGAGUUUUCCUGAACAACCUUUGCCCUCGACCUGAAAUUGAUAACAUCUUUUCCGAAUUUGGUGCCAAAAGCAAACCAUACCUUACCGUCGAUCAGAUGAUGGACUUUAUCAACCUUAAGCAGCGAGAUCCCCGGCUAAAUGAAAUACUUUACCCACCUUUAAAACAAGAACAAGUCCAAGUACUGAUUGAGAAGUAUGAACCCAACAAUAGCCUUGCCAAAAAAGGACAGAUAUCAGUGGAUGGCUUUAUGCGCUAUCUGAGUGGAGAAGAAAAUGGAGUCGUUUCGCCUGAGAAACUGGAUUUGAAUGAAGAUAUGUCUCAGCCCCUUUCUCACUAUUUCAUCAAUUCCUCACACAACACCUACCUCACAGCUGGCCAGUUGGCUGGAAACUCCUCUGUCGAGAUGUAUCGCCAAGUGCUCCUGUCUGGUUGUCGCUGUGUGGAGUUGGACUGCUGGAAGGGACGGACUGCUGAAGAGGAACCAGUCAUCACCCAUGGGUUCACCAUGACAACCGAAAUAUCCUUCAAGGAAGUGAUAGAAGCAAUUGCUGAGUGUGCAUUUAAGACGUCACCUUUUCCAAUUCUGCUUUCAUUUGAGAACCACGUAGAUUCCCCAAAGCAGCAAGCCAAGAUGGCGGAGUAUUGCCGACUGAUCUUUGGAGACGCGCUUCUCAUGGAACCACUGGAAAAAUACCCACUGGAAUCUGGAGUUCCUCUUCCAAGCCCCAUGGACUUAAUGCACAAAAUUUUGGUGAAAAAUAAGAAGAAAUCGCACAAGUCAUCGGAAGGAAGUGGCAAAAAGAAGCUCUCAGAACAAGCUUCCAACACGUACAGCGACUCCUCCAGCGUGUUCGAGUCCUCAUCUCCAGGAGCUGGGGAAGCUGAUACCGAGAGUGAUGACGAUGAUGAUGAUGAUGACUGUAAAAAAUCUUCAAUGGAUGAGGGGACUGCGGGGAGCGAGGCCAUGGCCACCGAAGAGAUGUCUAACCUGGUGAACUAUAUUCAGCCGGUCAAGUUUGAGUCAUUUGAAAUUUCAAAAAAAAGAAACAAAAGUUUUGAAAUGUCUUCCUUCGUGGAAACCAAAGGCCUCGAGCAACUGACGAAGUCUCCAGUGGAAUUUGUAGAAUAUAACAAAAUGCAGCUUAGCAGAAUAUAUCCAAAAGGAACCCGUGUGGAUUCAUCUAACUACAUGCCUCAGCUCUUCUGGAAUGCGGGUUGCCAAAUGGUUGCACUUAAUUUUCAAACUGUGGACCUGGCUAUGCAAAUAAAUAUGGGGAUGUACGAAUACAAUGGGAAAAGUGGCUACAGAUUAAAGCCAGAGUUCAUGAGGAGACCUGACAAGCAUUUUGAUCCAUUCACCGAAGGCAUCGUGGAUGGGAUAGUAGCCAAUACUUUAUCUGUCAAGAUUAUUUCAGGUCAGUUUCUUUCUGAUAAGAAAGUCGGGACUUACGUGGAAGUGGAUAUGUUUGGUUUGCCUGUGGACACGAGGAGGAAGGCAUUUAAGACCAAGACAUCACAAGGAAAUGCUGUAAAUCCUGUCUGGGAAGAAGAGCCCAUUGUCUUCAAAAAGGUGGUUCUUCCUUCUCUGGCCUGUCUGAGGAUAGCAGUUUAUGAAGAAGGAGGUAAAUUCAUCGGUCACCGGAUCUUGCCAGUACAGGCAAUUCGGCCAGGCUAUCACUACAUCUGUCUGAGGAAUGAGAGGAACCAGCCUCUGAUGCUCCCAGCUGUCUUUGUCUACAUAGAGGUGAAAGACUAUGUCCCAGAUACAUAUGCAGAUGUGAUUGAAGCUUUGUCAAAUCCAAUACGAUAUGUGAAUCUGAUGGAACAAAGAGCUAAACAAUUGGCUGCAUUGACACUGGAAGAUGAAGAAGAAGUAAAGAAAGAGACUGAUCCUGGGGAAACACCGUCAGAAGCUCCAAGUGAAGCCAGGACAACUCCAGCAGAAAACGGAGUGAAUCACACUACAUCCCUGGCACCCAAACCACCCUCCCAGGCUCUCCACAGCCAACCAGCUCCAGGUUCUGUAAAGGCACCUGCCAAAACAGAAGAUCUUAUUCAGAGUGUUUUAACAGAAGUGGAAGCCCAGACCAUCGAAGAGCUAAAGCAGCAGAAAUCGUUUGUGAAACUUCAAAAGAAGCACUACAAAGAAAUGAAAGACCUGGUUAAAAGACACCACAAGAAAACCACUGACCUAAUCAAAGAACACACUACAAAGUAUAAUGAGAUUCAGAAUGACUACUUUAGAAGGAGGGCAGCUUUGGAAAAGACAGCCAAAAAGGACAGUAAGAAAAAAUCAGAUCCCAGCAGUCCUGACCAUGGUUCAUCAACGAUUGAGCAAGAUCUUGCUGCCCUAGAUGCCGAAAUGACCCAAAAGCUAAUAGACUUGAAGGACAAACAACAGCAGCAGCUGCUUAAUCUUCGACAAGAGCAGUAUUAUAGUGAAAAAUACCAGAAGCGAGAACAUAUUAAACUGCUUAUUCAAAAAUUGACGGAUGUUGCUGAAGAAUGUCAGAACAAUCAGCUGAAGAAGCUCAAAGAAAUCUGUGAGAAAGAGAAGAAGGAAUUAAAGAAGAAAAUGGACAAAAAAAGGCAGGAGAAGAUAACAGAGGCUAAAUCCAAAGACAAAAGUCAAAUGGAAGAGGAAAAGACAGAGAUGAUCCGGUCAUACAUCCAAGAGGUGGUGCAGUACAUCAAGAGGUUAGAAGAGGCCCAAAGUAAACGGCAAGAAAAACUUGUAGAGAAACACAAGGAGAUACGUCAGCAGAUCCUGGACGAAAAGCCCAAGCUGCAGAUGGACCUGGAGCAAGAGUAUCAAGACAAGUUCAAAAGACUGCCCCUGGAGAUCUUGGAGUUUGUGCAGGAAGCCAUGAAAGGGAAGAUCAGCGAAGACAGCAAUCACAGUUCUGCCCCUCCCUCCCUGGCCUCGGAGCCUGGAAAAAUGAACCACAAGCCUCCCUCCAGUGAGGAGCUAGAAGGAGACAACCCAGGAAAAGAGUUUGAUACUCCUCUGUGAUUGUUCCUGCCAGGCCUUCAAAGCAUGCAUGGCCACUUCAUCGGACUCUCUCUUACUACAAAAAUCACUGCCCAGGAGCAUCUUCCUGAGAAGUAUCCCUUAGCCUAAAAUCUGCACCAAAGGGAGAGUUCUAGAAGGAUCCAUGCAAACAUCCUCAUGCCCAGGCUCCAUGCAUUAUGUGGACACUACUGCAGGUCUGCUUGCGGAGAGUGCAUGUAUGUGGGAUUUUUGUUUUCUUUCCAAUAGUAAAUUCAAAGCAGGCAACUUCCAGGCUCCAUGGGACAUUUAAUGAAGGACAGUGUCUUUUUUGAAGAAAAUCAAGCUCAUGUUUUUAUUUGAAGCUCUGGUGUAAAGUAUUUCAAAGUAAUAGAAAUAGUUUGAGAAACGCAUAGCAUUAUUUAACACUAUCAAACAGCCAACUUUGAGGAUUCGUUUUCCUAACUGCCCCUCAACUACCAUAUCUUCAAGUUAACGUGCAUAUUAAAUUGUUUUAUCCUUUGCUUUGCAAGCACUGGUGGCUUGCAGUUUGCUAAUUUAUUUAUCAUAGAGGCAUCAAUGUAUUUGUUGCUGACAUGGCUUUAUUAGAUACCAUAGUGAUUCAACUAAGUUGGUUUUCUUUCUUGAAAAAAAGUCACUUGAUUGUAUCCUUGCCCAGUGAAGCUAUCCCAAGACUUAGCCAUAUGGCUCAUACAUUUGGUUGCUUGAGCAAAUUGGCCACACAGUUCCAGGCCCACUGUGCUUUCUGAGUUGACUAUUUGCACUCAAAGUCUGGGUAUUUAUUGGUUGUUGGCCUGAAAUUAUUAAAUAACUACGAAGAGUCUGUCUGGUUGAAUAAAAAUAGUUAAGCUGAUGGAUGUUGAGCAGAGAUUCAAUCAGAGUGAACAGGUUCCAGUGGUUAUUUCGCUGUCUCACAUUUUUUAUGGUUCAUUUAUUUUUACUAUAGAGAUAAAGAUUGAGUAUUUAUCUAGAGAAUACACAGACCCACAUAUAAAUGAUAUAUAGUAUCCCCAUGUAUAUAUGUACACACACAGCCAUGUAAG
This is a messenger RNA of Callorhinus ursinus (northern fur seal), 5006 nucleotides long. NCBI's taxonomy places the organism in Eukaryota, Metazoa, Chordata, Mammalia, Carnivora, Otariidae. The record is from RefSeq and is a predicted model, not a curated record.